CGGCGGCGGGUCUGAGAGCGGCAUUCGAGUCUCGGAGGUUCAAUAUGGCGGAGGACCGGCUGGACCCGGACUUGAAAUUCCUGUCGGUGGACAGGAACACGUUCAGCGACCCGGCGACGCAGGCCGAAUGGACGCAGAAGAGGCUGGUGUGGGUGCCGCACGAGAGCCACGGCUUCGUGUCCGCCUCGAUCAAGGGCGAGCGCGGCGACGAGGUCGAGGUGGAAAUCGUCGAGACCUCCAAGCGAUGCCUGGUGGCCAAGGACGACAUCCAGAAGAUGAACCCGCCCAAGUUCGACAAGGUCGAGGACAUGGCCGAGCUCACCUGCCUCAACGAGGCCUCCGUCCUGCACAACAUCAAGGACCGAUACUACUCGGGACUCAUUUACACUUAUUCGGGGCUUUUCUGCGUAGUGGUCAAUCCGUACAAGAAGCUGCCAAUUUACACAGAAAACAUUAUGGAGAGGUAUAAGGGCAUCAAGAGGCACGAAGUUCCGCCCCACGUAUUCGCCAUCACAGACAACGCUUAUCGCAGCAUGUUGCAAGACCGGGAGGACCAGAGCAUUUUGUGCACCGGCGAGUCUGGCGCGGGCAAAACGGAGAACACGAAGAAGGUGAUCCAGUACCUGGCCUACGUGGCCGCCUCGAAGCCCAAGGGCUCGGCCGCGGCGCCGCACACGGCUGCACCUGUCUUCAGCUUCGGAGAAUUGGAGCAGCAGUUGCUGCAAGCGAAUCCCAUUCUUGAGGCUUUCGGUAACGCCAAGACGGUGAAAAACGACAACUCAUCCCGAUUUGGCAAAUUCAUUCGAAUCAACUUUGACGCGAGCGGAUACAUCGCCGGUGCCAACAUCGAGACGUACCUGCUGGAAAAAUCGAGAACAAUACGACAGGCCAAAGAUGAGCGCACCUUCCACAUAUUCUACCAGCUGAUGACCGGCGCCACCCCCGAACAGAAGAAGGAGUUCCUGAUCGACGACCCCAAGACCUACUCCUUCCUGACCAACGGGCCGCUGCCCCUGCCGGGCACGGACGACGCAGGCGAGUACAAGGCCACGUGCCAGGCCAUGGGCAUCAUGGGCAUGACCCCCGAGGACCUUUCGGCCAUUUUGCGUAUUGUCUCGGCCACCAUGCUCUUCGGCAACAUGAAGUUCAAGCAGGAGAGGAACGCUGACCAGGCCACCCUUCCGGACAACACGGUUGCCCAGAAACUGGCUCACUUGCUCGGUCUCCAGGUUACUGAGAUGACCAAGGCCUUCCUGAAGCCCCGCAUAAAGGUGGGCAGGGACUUUGUUACCAAGGCUCAGACCAAGGAGCAGGCCGAGUUCGCCAUCGAGGCCAUCAGCAAGGCCUGCUACGAACGCAUGUUCCGCUGGCUGGUCAACAGGCUCAACAGGUCCCUGGACAGGACCAAGAGACAGGGCGCAUCCUUCAUCGGAAUCCUCGACAUGGCCGGCUUUGAAAUAUUCGACCUCAACUCUUUUGAACAGCUCUGCAUCAAUUACACAAACGAGAAGCUGCAGCAGCUGUUCAACCACACCAUGUUCAUUUUGGAGCAGGAAGAGUACCAGCGGGAAGGAAUAGAGUGGAAGUUCAUCGACUUCGGCCUCGACUUGCAGCCCACGAUUGACCUGAUUGACAAGCCAAUGGGCAUCAUGGCGCUGCUGGACGAGGAGUGUUGGUUCCCGAAGGCGACGGACAAGACGUUUGUCGAGAAGCUGAUCGGCACCCACUCUGUUCACCCCAAGUUCAUGAAGACCGACUUCAGAGGUAUUGCUGACUUUGCGGUUGUUCACUACGCUGGCAAGGUCGACUACAGUGCUGAGAAGUGGCUCAUGAAGAACAUGGACCCGCUCAAUGAGAAUGUUGUCUCACUUCUCCAGGCCUCGCAGGACCCGUUCGUGGUGCACAUUUGGAAGGACGCUGAAAUUGUUGGUAUGGCUCAACAAGCCAUGUCCGAAGGCACGCAGUUUGGCGCCCGCACAAGGAAGGGCAUGUUCCGCACAGUAUCCCAGUUGUACAAGGAGCAGCUGGCCAAGCUCAUGGUGACUCUCCGCAACACUAACCCCAAUUUCGUUCGCUGCAUCAUUCCUAACCACGAGAAGAGGGCCGGCAAAAUCGACGCGCCUCUGGUGCUCGACCAGCUGAGGUGCAAUGGUGUGCUCGAGGGCAUCCGUAUUUGCAGACAGGGCUUCCCCAACAGAAUUCCAUUCCAGGAAUUCAGACAACGAUAUGAACUUCUCACACCAAAUGUGAUUCCCAAGGGUUUCAUGGAUGGAAAGAAAGCCUGCGAAAAUAUGAUCCACGCUCUGGAGCUGGACCCCAAUUUGUAUCGUGUAGGACAGAGCAAAAUUUUCUUCCGUGCUGGAGUGCUGGCUCACCUUGAGGAAGAGCGAGACUACAAAAUUACAGAUCUUAUUGUUAACUUCCAAGCUUAUUGCCGCGGUUUCCUUGCUAGAAGAAAUCAUAUCAAACGCAUGCAACAGUUGAACGCUAUCCGUAUUAUUCAGCGCAACUGCGCUGCUUACCUGAAACUGCGCAACUGGCAGUGGUGGCGCCUCUACACAAAGGUCAAGCCACUGCUGCAGGUGACCAAGCAGGAGGAGAAGCUGGUGCAAAAAGAAGACGAGUUGAAACAGGUGCGCGAAAAGCUGGAGACGGAGCUCAAAGUUGGGCAGGAGUUCCAGCGCAAGUACGAGCUGGCCAUCGAGGAGAAAAACACCCUGGCCGAACAGCUGCAGGCUGAGACCGAGCUGUGCGCCGAGGCCGAGGAGAUGCGGGCGCGUCUGGCCGCCAGAAAGCAGGAGCUGGAAGACAUUCUGCACGAGCUGGAGGCGCGCAACGAAGAGGAGGAGGAGCGCAACGUCCAGCUCAACAACGAAAAGAAGAAGCUGCAGUUGAACAUCCAGGACUUGGAGGAGCAACUCGAGGAAGAGGAGGCCUCCAGGCAGAAGUUGCAGUUGGAAAAGGUCACUCUGGACGCCAAAAUCAAAAAGCUUGAGGAGGAGGCGGCCGUGUCCGAAGACACCAACCAGAAGCUGCAGAAGGAGCGGAAACUACUCGAAGAGCGGGCGGCGGACCUCAGCCAGACCUUGGCCGAGGAGGAGGAGAAAGCCAAGCACUUGGCCAAACUCAAAACCAAACACGAGUCUACCAUCAGCGAGCUUGAGGAAAGACUCAUCAAGGAGCACCAGGCGCGUCAGGAGAUGGACAGAAACAGACGCAAGCUUGAAACUGAACUUGGUGACCUGAAGGAGCAAAUGGGCGAGCGAAAGGCUCAGGUGGAGGAGCUGCAAUUGGUGCUGGGCAAGCGCGAGGAGGAGUUGGCGGGCGCCAUGAUGCGCAUUGACGAAGAGGCCGCCGGCAAGGCCCAAAGCCAGAAGGCCCUUCGAGAACUCGAGUCCCAACUGACCGAGCUGCAAGAGGACUUGGAGGCCGAAAAGGCGGCCAGGGCCAAGGCAGAGAAGCAAAAGCGCGACCUGAACGAAGAGCUCGAGGCUCUGAAGAACGAACUGCUGGACUCGUUGGACACGACGGCCGCCCAGCAGGAGCUGCGGUCCAAGCGAGAGGCAGAAUUGUUGCAGUUGAAGAAGAGCCUGGAGGAGGAAACUGGGUCGCACGAGUCCCUGUUGGCUGAGAUGCGGCACAAGCACGGCCAGGAAGUGGCCGCACUGCUUGAACAGCAAGAGGUCAUCAAGCGGAACAAGGCGGCCGCGGACAAGGCCAAGCAACAACUGGAGGCAGAAAACGCCGAUUUGGCCACCGAACUUAAAACGGCCGCGGCCAACAGGCAGGAGAGUGAGCGCCGUCGCAAACAGGCCGAGGCCCAGUUGGCCGAGCUGGCCGCCAAGUUGACCGACUCGGACAGGGUGAGGCAGGAGUUGGCCGAGAGGACCACCAAGGCGGCCACGGAGGCCGAGUCUGUUGCCCAGCAGUUGAAGGAGGCUGAGCUGCGCGCCUCUGCCUCUGUGAAGGCGGCCGCCGCCAUGGAGGGCCAGCUGAGUGAGGCGCAGGCCCUGCUCGAGGAAGAGACCAAAGCCAAACUGGCGCUCAGUUCCAAGCUGCGGCAGUUGGAGGCCGACAAGGAGGCGCUUCAGGAGCAGAUCGAGGAGGAGGAACAGGCCAAGCGCAACCUGGAGAAGCAGGCGGCCACCGCCCUCUUGCAGGCCCAGGAGGCCCGCAAGAAGGCCGAGGAAGAGGCCGAAAACGUGCUGGUCCUCGAAGAGCAGCGCAAACGCCUUGUUAAAGAACUCGAGGCUGUGCAGCGGUUGGCCGAGGAGCUGCAGGCGGCCAACGACAAACUGGACAAGUCCAGGAAGAAGCUGCAAGCCGAACUCGAGGACGCCACCAUCGAUCUCGAGACUCAGCGUGGCAAGGUUGUUGAACUGGAAAAGAAACAGAGGAACUUCGACAAAGUGCUCGCUGAAGAAAAGGCUGUAGCAGAGCAAAUCGCGCAGGAGAGAGACAGUGCCGAGCGGGAAGCCAGGGAAAAAGAAACCAAGGUGCUAAGCCUCACCAGAGAGCUCGAAGAAAUGCUGGAGAAAGUCGACGAGCUCGAAAGAGGCAAACGAAUGCUGCAGUCGGAAUUAGACGAGCUGGCCAAUACUCAGGGUACUGCAGACAAAAAUGUACAUGAGCUUGAAAAGGCAAAGCGGGCGCUAGAAAUCAUGUUGACGGAGCAGAAGGCGCAGAACGAGGAGCUGGAGGACGAACUGCAGCUGACUGAGGACGCCAAGCUGCGGCUGGAGGUGAACAUGGAGGCAAUGCGCAAGCAAUUCGAGCGCGACCUUCAGGCCAAGGAGGAGCAGGCCGAGGAAAAGAGGCGGGCCCUGGUGAAGCAGUUGCGAGACGUGGAGGCCGAGUUGGAGGACGAAAGGAAGCAACGGGCCGCGGCGGCCGUGGCGCGCAAGAAGCUUGAGGCCGACUACAGCGACCUGGAGCAGCAACUCGAGAUGGCCAACAAGAUCAAGGAGGACGCCCUGAAGCAGCUGAAGAAGCUGCAGGCGCAGGCCAAGGACUGGCAACGCGAGGCCGAGGAGGCGCGCGCGGCCAGGGACGAAUUGGCCGCCCAGGCCAAGGAGGGUGAGCGCAAGGUCAAGGGUCUUGAGGCCGAACUGGCGCAGAUCACUGAAGACCUGGCCGCCGCCGAACGCGCCAGACGAGCUGCCGAAAGCGAAAGGGAUGAAAUGGCCGAGGAGCUCGGAAGUAACGCUUCAAGGGGAGGAGCCCUGCUUGACGAAAAGAGGAGACUCGAGGCCAGAAUCACUGCCCUGGAGGAGGAGCUCGAGGAGGAACAGAGCAACUCCGAGCUCUUCAUGGACAGGGCGAGAAAAGCGCAACUGUCUGUGGAGCAGUUGACGACAGAGCUGGCGGCCGAGAGGAGCGUUUCGCAGAAGCAGGAGAGCCAGCGGGUGCUGCUGGAGCGGCAGAACAAGGAAUUGCGCGCCAAGCUGGCCGAGAUGGAGACGAACCAGCGGACCAAGACGAAGGCGACCGUGGCGGCGCUUGAGGCCAAGAUCGUCAACCUGGAGGAGCAACUGGAGGUAGAGGCCAAGGAGCGGCUGGUGCAGCAAAAGGCCACCCGCAAGCUGGACAAGCGGCUCAAGGAGAUGGCGCUGCAGCUGGAGGACGAGCGGCGGCACACGGACCAGUUCAAGGAGCAGGUCGAGAAGGCCAACGCCAGGGUCAAGGCCCUCAAGCGCCAGCUGGACGAGGCCGAGGAGGAGAUCAGCCGCGAAAAGGCCCAGAAGAGGAAGGCCCAGCGCGAGAUGGAGGACAUGGCAGAGAGCAAGGACACCAUGGACAGGGAGAUCCAGAAUCUGAAGAACAAAUUGAGACGGACCGGGGGACUGGGUGGACUGAGCAGUUCAAGACUGGGAGGCGCCAAACGGGGCUCGAUCCAGGCCGGAGGAAGCGACGACUCGAUGGCCGCGCCCAGCCAAGACGAAUCGGUGGACGGCGAGGAAGCGUCCAACUAAGCAGUGAUGAAGCAUUCCCGUGUCUUUUUGUAUUUAAAUUUACAUCGAUAACCGUUCAAUUACCCAUCAGUUAUUAAUUAUGUUAAUUGACUAACAGGGGCAAUAAAUAUUCACAUUUGCAUUAAAACAUAGAAAAAAACACAGAAUUUUCAUUUA
Molecule: messenger RNA, 6128 nt
Organism: Neocloeon triangulifer
Lineage: Eukaryota; Metazoa; Arthropoda; Insecta; Ephemeroptera; Baetidae
Gene: zip
Product: myosin heavy chain, non-muscle
Exons: 17
Coding region: 45-5972 (1975 amino acids)
Cellular component (GO): myosin complex
Molecular function (GO): cytoskeletal motor activity; ATP binding; actin filament binding
Source: RefSeq, a predicted model, not a curated record